This is a messenger RNA of Plodia interpunctella (Indianmeal moth), 2399 nucleotides long. RefSeq lists its product as uncharacterized. The transcript has 5 exons. The coding region runs from base 315 to 2021 and encodes 568 amino acids. The record is from RefSeq and is a predicted model, not a curated record. Lineage: Eukaryota; Metazoa; Arthropoda; Insecta; Lepidoptera; Pyralidae.
AUUCCGAGUUGGACUCCCGCGCGGAAAGCACGUCGGCCGAGAAACGCCCUCACUACUAAACUUUACACGUUUUUAUCAACGAACUGUGAAUGAAGUGGUGUUUUGAACGAUUAGUUUUUAUUUGAAUAUACUUUCAUUUAUAGACUAUUUUGAUUUGUGUUGUUUAUAAUUUAUUUAUUUUGGUUCAGUGCAUUCAUAUUGGAGUUCUGAUUUAUUUUCACUAAAGGCAGACUUCGGACUCUACUGGGCGAGACCAAGCGCCCGUUAUAAUGUGACCGGCGCAAGACCACGCGUCUCUCUUCAAGGUGUUUGCGAUGUGGUACAUGUGGACGACGUUAUUGCUGGUGUCGUGUGCACUGGUGUGGGCUGACGAGGGGACUGGAGCGGAGGCACUGCUGUGGCGGACCACCACCGGCGCUCCGCCUCAGACUCACCAGCAUCAAGCUGGACUAUUUACUACAACCGCUUCUUUUGCCACUCCGACUACAUUAGGAGACCAAACAGUUCCUGCGCAAGAUACGAGGUUGCAACCCGUGCAAGCCACCUCCCGUGCUCCAAGUCUCACUCUAGAUCGCAAAGCGAGCGAGCUUGCUUGGAGGUCAUGGCUGCAGAGCCCAGAGAGCGGGAAUCAGAAUGCACCGCCAAGAAGGAUCAUAACAAAGUCACUGUUCAUCACUCCGCUCGUGUGUCCUAAAGGACAACGUCUAGAUCGAAAUGGUUGCGUACAGGUGGUGACUGUAAACAAGGAUGAACACGAACGCAUUCUACUGGAGCAAUUAAACGCGCUAUUCCCGACUGCGUCAAGUGGAGGAGACUAUGAUUACGGGGACGACGAGCCAGGGCCUCUCCAACUGACCCUGCCCAUAGGCUUAGACCCCCAAGCGGCACCGCUUCAAGGCCAGGAGCCGUCUACACAGGCUCAAGGUCUGCAACCUACUUUUGUCGACAAAAAAGACAGCAAGUUCCCGAGCGAUGCCAGCAUAGAAGCAGAACUUGAACUUUUGAAACUUCAUCCAGGUCACAAUCACACUGAAAGUUCCGAUGUGUUGAAUCACAAUGUAAUGAAUACUUUACUACCCACCGCAGACAAACCAAAACGUGAUAGUCCUGUUGAUAAAUCAGCGAGUACACAGUCACAAAACACUACCACGGAUGAAGGACAAAAAGAAAUCGUUUAUGGACAUGUAAAUGUUGAUCCUGUAGUGUAUGGCUCGCAAAAUGAUAAUCAAGAAAAAGGAACUAACACACAUUUUGAAACACAAAAGAAAACAUCUGCUGUUGUUGAGAAAGCGGUAAUUAAAAAUAUGCCAUCUAUGGUUAAUGACAACAAAACUGGAACUACGAACGCCUCAUCUGAACAUUUAAAAAAAGAUACAGAUAAAACUAAGCUGAAUCCGGAAAAUGACUAUUCUGACAUCGGUGAAGCUAUAAAAUUAAUAAGCCGUUAUGCCGAAGUAACUACAGAUGAUGAUUAUGCUAAAAACCAGAAGAAAUAUGCGAUAAAAGAAGAUAGCACUCUAGGCACCCGAACGAAACUACAAUAUCGGCGAAAUAGGCCGAAGCCCGAAAUGAUAAGGGAACCUCAAGAAUCUGGCUUGUCCUCGGAUAUAUCGAUUAAAGAUAAAAUACCUAUGCGCACAGUUUAUCCUAAAAACGAACAAUAUUACCGCUAUCCGUGGAUAGGUCAACAUUCGCCAACGCCACCACCUAACUAUCCAUUCCGUCAUCUGCAGGAUUACUGGCCUGGUCGCACACAAAUCGGGGGUGUCUACAAUACGCACGAGAAUCCGAGGCGGCAUCAUCACUCAUAUCCUCAUUACUUUAGGCCUCGCGCAUACAAUUUUGGUAAUUCUGAGAUCUACUCUGGACAAGAUCCUUUUUCUCAUCAAAACCAAAUGUACACUCACAGAGUCGCUCAAAGACAUGCCAGUCCGUCUCGCUUCCACAACAAAAAUCAAGAGUUAUACAAUCUCCUCGGAUUGCGGCAUUGGUUCAGUAACGAAGGCACUUCAAAGAGAUAGCUUGGUUUCUUCUUUUUCAUUAGACCAAUCGAUGUUACCCGACGACAUGUAACGAAAGCUAUGGAAAAAUGAAUCUUAGCGUAAAUACAUCCCUAGUAAUAUAAUCAACUAAUGCAAUGGCAAUUACUUUUAAAACAUCUAGAUAAAAGCUUUACUCGCUCGUAUUUCCUUAAGUCAUUUCUAUCCAUAGCUUUCAUUAUAUUAGCCUAUUUAUUUCAAAGCCAAAUAUUAGAGUCAUAGUUAAACUUUUUGUUUAUUUUAAGUUCCUGUACAUAUUAUCGCAUUAAGUUAAGUGUUUUAUCUUGCUAAAUAGUAUUAUCGUUGUUUUGUAUUAUGUUAAAUGUAAAUUGUUGUAUUAAAAUGGCUAAUUUAUGUUUA